Molecule: messenger RNA, 7562 nt
Organism: Hipposideros armiger (great roundleaf bat)
Lineage: Eukaryota; Metazoa; Chordata; Mammalia; Chiroptera; Hipposideridae
Gene: ANKFY1
Product: ankyrin repeat and FYVE domain containing 1
Exons: 25
Coding region: 53-3562 (1169 amino acids)
Molecular function (GO): protein binding; metal ion binding
Source: RefSeq, a predicted model, not a curated record
CCCAGUUGAGCGGCGCACUUCUCGCGAGGCUGCAGGCAGGGCCGGGCCCGACAUGGCGGAAGAGGAGGUGGCCAAGUUGGAGAAGCACUUGAUGCUUCUCCGACAAGAGUAUGUCAAGCUGCAGAAGAAACUGGCAGAGACAGAGAAGAGAUGCACUCUUUUGGCUGCGCAAGCAAACAAGGGAGACAGCAGUGAGUCCUUCAUCAGCCGUCUCCUGACGAUCGUGGCCGACCUCUAUGAGCAGGAACAGUACAGUGAUCUGAAGAUAAAGGUUGGAGACAGGCAUAUCAAUGCUCACAAGUUCGUCCUGGCGGCCCGCAGUGACAGCUGGAGUCUGGCCAAUUUGUCUUCCACCAAGGAGCUGGACCUGUCAGAUGCUAACCCAGAGGUGACAAUGACCAUGCUUCGCUGGAUCUAUACGGAUGAGUUGGAGUUCAGAGAAGAUGAUGUGUUCCUGACUGAGUUGAUGAAACUAGCUAAUCGGUUUCAGCUACAGCUCCUUAGGGAGAGAUGUGAGAAGGGUGUCAUGUCUCUGGUGAAUGUCAGGAACUGUAUUCGCUUCUAUCAGACUGCGGAGGAACUGAAUGCCAGCACCCUGAUGAACUACUGUGCAGAAAUUAUUGCGAGUCAUUGGGAUGACUUACGAAAGGAGGACUUCAGCAGCAUGAGUGCUCAGUUAUUGUACAAAAUGAUCAAAUCCAAGACUGAGUACCCACUGCAUAAAGCUAUCAAAGUGGAGAGAGAAGACGUGGUGUUCCUUUAUCUAAUUGAAAUGGAUUCACAGCUGCCUGGGAAGCUGAACGAAUUGGAUCAUAAUGGAGACCUUGCUUUAGACCUUGCUCUUUCGCGACAACUAGAGAGCAUUGCCACCACGCUGGUUAGUCACAAAGCUGAUGUGGACAUGGUGGACAAGAAGGGCUGGAGCUUGUUACAUAAAGGAAUCCAAAGAGGAGAUCUCUUCGCUUCCACUUUCCUCAUUAAGAACGGGGCCCUUGUCAGUGCUGCUACCUUGGGUGCCCAGGAGACACCGUUGCACCUGGUGGCAUCAUACAGUUCAAAGAAACACUCAGCAAGUGUGAUGUCUGCAAUGGCACAGAUUGCAGAGGCUCUGCUGCAAGCUGGUGCCAACCCCAACAUGCAGGACAGCAAGGGCAGGACUCCCCUACACUUGUCCAUCAUGGCCAGGAAUGAAUACGUGUUCAAUCAGUUGCUGCAGUGUAAACAAUUAGAUCUAGAACUGAAAGACCAUGAAGGCAGCACAGCGCUGUGGCUCGCAGUGCAGUACAUCACUGUGUCAUCCGACCAGUCCGUAAACCCGUUCGAAGACCAACCUGUCGUCAACGGGACUUCGUUUGACGAAAACAGCUUUGCAGCCAGACUCAUUCAGCGUGGCAGCAACACCAACGCACCUGAUACAAUAACAGGAAAUUGCUUACUACAGCGGGCAGCUGAAAAAGGAAAUGAGGCAGCAGCUCUUUUCCUGGCAACCAAUGGCGCCCACGUCAACCACAGAAACAAGUGGGGAGAAACCCCGUUGCACACAGCCUGUCGGCAUGGCCUGGCUAACCUCACUGCAGAGCUGCUGCAGCAAGGUGCCAACCCAAACCUGCAGACGGAGGAAGCUCUGCCUUUGCCAAAGGAGGCUGCGUCCCUGAGCAGCUCAGUAGGCAGUGUCUACCUGCAGACCCCACUGCACAUGGCAAUCGCCUAUGAUCACCCAGAUGUGGUGUCUGUCAUCCUCGAGCAAAAAGCAAAUGCUCUUCAUGCCACCAACAACUUGCAAAUUAUUCCGGACUUCAGCCUCAAGGAUUCCCGAGACCAGACUGUGCUGGGCCUGGCAUUAUGGACAGGCAUGCACACGAUUGCAGCCCAGCUGCUGGGCUCUGGCGCUUGCAUCAACGACACCAUGUCGGAUGGGCAGACCCUGCUGCACAUGGCCAUGCAGCGGCAGGACAGCAAGAGCGCGCUGUUCCUCCUGGAGCACCAGGCGGACAUCAACGUCAGGACCCAGGAUGGAGAGACAGCCCUUCAGCUGGCCAUCAGAAAUCAGCUUCCGCUUGUAGUGGAUGCCAUCUGCACCCGAGGAGCGGACAUGUCCGUGCCGGAUGAGAAAGGGAACCCCCCACUGUGGCUGGCAUUGGCAAAUAACCUGGAGGACAUCGCAUCCACUCUGGUCAGACAUGGCUGUGAUGCCACAUGCUGGGGUCCAGGACCUAGCGGGUGUCUUCAAACACUCCUGCACAGAGCCAUUGAUGAGAAUAAUGAGUCCAUCGCCUGCUUUCUCAUUCGCAGUGGUUGUGAUGUGAAUAGUCCCAGACAACCCGGUGCUAAUGGAGAAGGAGAGGAAGAGGCCAGAGAUGGGCAGACGCCCUUGCAUUUGGCAGCUUCCUGGGGGCUGGAAGAGACGGUACAGUGUCUUCUGGAGUUUGGUGCCAAUGUAAAUGCACAGGAUGCAGAAGGAAGAACGCCUGUCCACGUGGCCAUCAGCAACCAACACAGUGUCAUCAUUCAGUUGUUGAUUUCUCACCCUGAUAUCCACUUGAAUGUACGAGACAGACAAGGGCUGACCCCUUUUGCCUGCGCCAUGACUUACAAGAACAACAAGGCAGCUGAGGCCAUCCUAAAACGAGAGUCUGGGGCUGCUGAGCAAGUGGAUAACAAGGGCCGGAAUUUUCUUCACGUGGCAGUUCAGAACUCCGAUAUUGAAAGUGUGCUGUUCCUGAUCAGUGUCCAGGCUAAUGUGAAUUCCAGAGUCCAGGACGCUUCCAAGCUGACCCCUUUGCACCUUGCUGUCCAGGCAGGCUCAGAGAUUAUCGUACGCAAUUUGCUUCUCGCAGGAGCCAAAGUGAAUGAAUUAACCAAGCACCGCCAGACAGCUCUCCACCUCGCCGCCCAGCAGGACCUCCCCACCAUCUGCUCAGUCCUGUUGGAGAAUGGAGUAGACUUCGCGGCUACGGAUGAGAAUGGGAAUAAUGCUCUUCAUCUCGCUGUCAUGCACGGUCGGCUCAACAACAUCCGGGUCCUCCUGACAGAGUGCACCGUGGACGCUGAAGCCUUUAAUCUAAGAGGCCAGUCGCCACUGCACAUUUUGGGACAAUAUGGCAAAGAGAAUGCAGCAGCUAUCUUUGAUCUCUUCUUAGAGUGCAUGCCUGAGUAUCCUCUAGAUAAACCAGAUGCAGAAGGAAACACAGUGCUGCUCUUGGCGUACAUGAAAGGCAACGCCAACCUGUGCCGUGCCAUCGUCCGGUCCGGGGCCCGCCUCGGCGUGAAUAAUAACCAAGGAGUCAACAUUUUCAACUACCAGGUCGCCACCAAGCAGCUUCUGUUUAGACUGUUGGAUAUGCUGUCCAAGGAGCCUCCGUGGUGUGACGGCUCCAACUGCUAUGAGUGCACUGCCAAGUUCGGAGUCACAACUCGCAAACAUCACUGUCGUCACUGCGGGCGUCUACUUUGCCACAAAUGCUCGACCAAGGAGAUUCCCAUUAUAAAGUUUGAUCUGAACAAGCCUGUGCGAGUUUGCAACAUUUGCUUUGAUGUUCUGACUUUGGGUGGGGUCUCCUAGUGAGCCCCCAGGAGGGUCCAGGCCACUCCCCGGUCACCUCCCAGCAGCUGCUCUGCUCACCAGCCUGACCCCACCCAGAGCAGGCACUGGCAGUCGUCUUCCUGCAGCAACAGACUGGAACAAACAGCUAAGGACCGUGGUGUGAUAGAGCCCAUUUCACAUGAGUCUGUAUGAUUGUCAGUGUGUCAGACUGAUCAAACUCACUAGAUGUCUCACUCAUUGGACCAGGCCAUUUAACCUAAGUGGUAAAUGUGAUAGGAACUAGACCCCAUUCUGCUAGCAACAUACAAGAAAGAACACUUUGCACACCAUUUUCUCCCCAGUAGCUUAGUGUCCAUCUCAGAGCGUUCAUGAAGCCUUCCUGCCGGGGCGGACCUACUGGGCAGAGCCUAACAGUCACAAGCUGGCGUCUGGCUGCUCCGUGCGUGAGAGCUGGCUGUACUCCGGGGUACAAGGCUGUGGACUUUUCUGCACAGUAUUUUCAUAAAGAUUAUAGGAUCCUCUUGCCCUGAAGUCUUUUUUUUUGGAAAAGCUAAGCUGUAUUUUUAGUGAGCUGCCCCUUUAAAAAAGGUGAAAUCUUUCUAAACAGGGUUCAAAGAUGAGAGCUGAAAAAUCGUGGCCUUAACAACUGAAAGCUUUACCAGUAUUCAUGCUACACGGGUGUCAGGAGUGCAGCCUGGCAACCUGACACCUUCUAGCAGCCAUCUCCUCUCAUCCCGCUGUGUCCUGUGUGUGGAGUCCUCUGUCGCUCUGCCACUAGGGAGUGGUGAGGAAAUGCACUUUUAUUGUGCUGCACUUUUUAUAUCGCUACAUUAUUGGUGAUUCCAAUUUAAACAUCCAUAUUCAAAACUACCCUCACUCGUCCAUGCAUCAGUGAGCCUAAUGAUCCGCUUUGACUGGACCUCAGCUCACACAAAGUCUUACAGGGAAAAACUGCUGCAGAGUGUCAUUUGGAGCAAGAGAGUCACACGGGCCAAGUGGUGAGAAGGGGGGUCUCCAGCCUCAGGCUGGCAGCUCCCAUCUCCGUGACAUGAGUGCUUCUUGCCGAAACCUUUCCGAGUUACGCUGUAAGUGCUAUUGGUCCCAGGCCCCAGGCCCAGUCCUGUGUAGCUUGCCCUGCCCCUAAGAGCCAACCGCCAAAGGCCCUGGCCAGGCGUGUGCCACCCGGUUUUGAAGGCUCUGGUGUGUAUGCUGAACAAGGCCCCCGGAGCUUACUGGGCCUUGUCGCUGCUAGUACGUAAUAUUAACCCUGAGGUGUUAAACUGCUUUUCUUUUGAAGGUUUGGCCAGUUUUUUAAAAUGCACAUUUAAAGAGAAACUUUUACCACUGCUUUAAAAAAAUACUCUGAGAUGAACAAUUAUGAGUUGUACAGUUACACUCAGAGAUUAACAAUCUCAAUCAUACGUACUGAUUUUUUUCAGACAUCUAAUAACCACUACAUUUUUUUCAUUAAUGAAGUAUGGAUAUAUGUGUAAAAGGGACUAAAUAUUUUUUUGCAACAGCCUGUUUUGUUGUUUGUUUGUUUGUUUUGGAUAGUGGUAUGUCCUCUAUGUUGCUGUAGAUUUAUACAUUCUAUUGCCUAAAUAUGUGUGUAAAAUGAGCUGAUAAACCAGAGUGCUACUUUUUUUUAAUAUUUCUGUGAUUUAUAAGAUAUAUAUGCUUUCUAUGUUAAUAUGAGCUUGUGCACAGUGUUUAAAGGAAAAGAUUAGAAGAGUUGGGGAACUAAAAAUCUGUGACAUAUUUCAUAUAGAAUUUUUAUAGAAAAACAACUAGUCUUGGCAUACACUUGACCGUGUGAGCCAGGUGGUCGGUUUCCAUCUUCUGUUGCCUGAAGAGAGGACCACAAGGAAGUGAGGCCUUGUCAGCUGGCUUGAUUCUUUAACUGGAAAGUAAGAUAAUUAUGCUUCAGCUAUGAAUUGAGGUGGUCGGUACUUUUAUACUUGUUCUUUUAACAUUCAUGGUGGAGAGAGGAGGACAGGAAUUCAGUUGGGGAUGAGGCUGAUUGUCCUGCCCCUGCCCUGCCAGACCAAUUUUAAUAACAAUCUUGCCUCUAAUUGCACUUAAAAUCAUGUUUAAAAUAUGUUGAGUCACGCUUCUGAUUUGUCGAGUCCAGGGAUAGCUGUGGUACUGAGCAGCCAUGGGUUAAGGAACAUUGUGUGAGUUCUGCAUUGGCUUCAGGGUGCAUCCUUGUAGAGCUAGAAAUAGCCCCUUUCCACAGCCUUAGGAAAUCUCCCUGACCCCCGCUGAUGCUUCUUACGGGGACGUACUCACCAGGUUCCUGGAGUGGGGGCUGCCCUGGUGGGUCGCCCCAGACACUGCCCCGGCUGGGACCUGACACAUUCGGUCCCCUUUGUGCUCUCCAAGCUGACAGGACUUGACUACAGAACUGCCUAGCUGUUCUUGUUAAAUUUUAAUCUGUAGCUUAAAUACUAGGAGCAAAAACUCGAUUUUAUUCAUUUAGAAAGUUGCCAAUUGUAGAACAGGAAAAAUAAACUUUGCCUAAUAUGAUUUGCUGCAUCCGUCAACAUUGUUAAGCUGAAUUAGCUCUUUAACUGAUCUUGCUCAUCACCAGAUAUACUAUACAGUGUAUUCCUAACAAAUUUUUUUUUUAAGAGAAAGGUACAAACCAUGUGCUAUAUAUAAAUCGAAUAGCUAAAACUAACUUGCUAUGAUCCUCUAACACAGGAAUUUCCCAUAAACUUAAGUGCCUACACGUAGGACUUUUUAAUUUUCAGUUACCUUUUUUAAUGGUGUCUCACAGAAUGAUGUGUUAGAACAUGUGUUGCAUUUGGAGUUUGUUGCCUGUGCACUGUCCCUCCCCCCACCCAACCACCAGUAUAGUCGAAGCGGGAUUAGAUUGCCCAGUUCACCUGCCAUACUCUCUCCAGGAGUGGGGUCCCUGUGACUGUUAGCCCUCUACCUCAGAGCCCUGAGUCAUUUCUGACUGCCCUGUUCAGCUUCCUCAGUCUUCUCCUGAAUGGGGUCCCUGCAUGGAGCUCAGCGUGCGUGCAGGUUCACCACCACUCCCAGUUCACGUCCCCCACCUGCUGUACUGAACGGUGUUGUGCUAACCAUGUCCAUAGGCAUGAAGUGGAGGGAAAGUCCGGGGAGCGGGGAGAGCCUGGACUCCACCUAGGUUUCAUUCAUCCGGAGAAAAAGAACACUGUUGGACUGUGUAAUGCUUGCACCUGAAAGGCAAACUAACUCCCCAGGUGACAGGAGCCUGAACAAGGAAAUGGAGCUCUUCACGAACAGACCCACUUGGAGCUUGCAGGGUGAGCCCGAAGGAGCGCCUGAAACAAGCUUUCUCCCAGGACCAGGAUGGCCUCCCUCAGGACCUGCCCCAGAAGAAUUGGGCACAGGGCUGGCAAGCCCAGCAGCUCCUAACCUGAAGCACAGAAGCCCCCCACCCCGCCGGGGAGAGGAGGGAGCAGAGGGCAAACAGCUUUCUGAAGAGGUUUGGAAACUGCAUUCUCAUUUUAUGGAAGUCAUUCAGUGAAGAGCUGAUUGUUUGACAAGAUAUAAACUAAACACUUAUUCAAUUCCCAGAAGUUAUCAUAGAUGCCUUAAAGACUUUCUUUGGAAGAUCAUUGCCUGUACGGUUCCUUUUGUGUGUGGCAUAAAUAAUAUAUUAACCUGUUACAACAGACGACACUGGUUUUCUGUAGCGAGGAAGGCUCAGAUCGGCAGUGUUCCACUUAAUGACUUGUCUUUUUUUGGUAGAUGUGUACAGCUGGCUGUUACCAUGACAUACUGUGUGAUACCGAGGGGAAAGGCAGUAGUGGCUGGGUAGAAACUGCAGGCACACAUUUGGGUUGCUCACCUUGGCUUUCAAGCCAUGUGGGGUGGUGCUGCGUGUGGGAUGAUGGCAUCGUAUAGGAGGACCAUGGCGCUUCUCAGCAUUGUUUCUUUGGAGUCUGUGUAAUGGAAUGUAUUUUUCAAAUACUGAUAUUUGCAUUUUCUGUAACAACUCCUUAUAAUAAAAUGAAGUAAAAUUGUG